GUAUAUGGCAACUCUAAAGUGUACAGAGUAUUUUUAUUAUUAAACUAUUGAAAGUUGAAAGCAAAAUAUUAUUUUGGCACUGACUAACCCUGACUUUUGCUAUGUCAAUUACCUCAGCAGAUAAAAAUAAUUCAUAGGAAAGUGUAAUUUAUAACAAACGUCGCAAUAUAUAUUUCACAUUUUCAAGAUGGAACAAAAUAAUUCAGUUGACUGGCAAAUAUCAAGAAAAGAAGUAAGACAGAGGGCUCAAUAUCUUUUAGAAACAGGGCAAUGGUCAGAUUGCAAAUUUUUAGUUGGUUCAGAAUCUAAUCAACAAGUUGUGGAGGCUCAUAAAUUAUUUUUGGCCAUUGCCUCUCCAGUAUUCGAAGCUAUGUUUUUUGGAAAUAUGGCUGAGAAAAAUGAUACAAUUCCAAUAUUGGAUGUUCAGCCAGAUGCUUUUAAGGCAUUACUAGAGUAUAUCUACACAGACAACAUUAAUAUAAACUCUUUUGACAAAGCUUGUGAAUUGUGUUAUUGUGCAAAAAAGUAUAUGUUACCACAUUUGGUAGAGAAAUGUACAAAAUUUUUAUGGUCUGAUCUACAUGCCCGAAAUGCUGUUAAAGCAUAUGAAUUUGCUAAAUUAUUUGAAGAGCCUGUAUUGAUGGACAAAUGUCGACAAAUUAUAUGUUCAAAUACUUUGGAAGUAUUAAACUGCAACUCUUUCGAUGAUAUUGAGCCCCAAACAUUAGUCACAAUAUUUGAACAAGAAUUUUUAAGUAUAGACUCUGAACUGGAUCUUUUUGAUGCUGCUGUACGAUAUGCUCAAAAAUAUUCUGCUGAUAACCCUGAAGCAAUGGCUCAGAUCCCUCAUGUUCGUAUGGCAGUACAACAAAUAAGAUUUUUAACAUUAACUCCUCAAGAGUUUGCAGAAGGGCCUGCAAAAUCAAAUUUACUCACACAGGCAGAAGCAUUUGCAAUUCUUAUGAAUAUAUCAUCACCUUUAUCUGACUGCCCUAUGCCAGAAGGUUUUUCUUUAUCUACUGAAAGACGUGUCAAGUAUCAAAAAACGUUAGGCAACAACAUGCAUGAUUGUUCAUUGCAUCCAACAGACAAAGUUUCUGAAAUUCCAGUCAUGCAAAUGGUACCUCAAAGGGAAUCUAUCAGUCGAUCUGCUUUUUGUCCAGUUCCAACACCGUCAACUACAAAUAGUGUGAGCAAUGUUACUCUGACUGUGCCACCUCCGGUAGGACUGGCAAGUAGUAGCUCUAGUUAUGAGUGUCGCAGUAAUCCAAGAGAUUUGAGCAAAUAUAUAUGCUUAAGGCCUAUGAUGCAACAAACAGAUUGCCUAAAUGCUAGUGUUUUGGAUUGCUCAGUUACUUUCACUGUGGACAAGAAUAUAUGUGUCACUGGAAUUCAGGUUCCAACACAAGUGACGGUAUCUGAAGGCAACGGUAAUCAGAACAUAGGAUGUUACACAGAUAUCUUAUAUGCACACUUACUGGACGCUGAUGGAUCACGACUAACAUAUACACACCAUACAGCGCGGGUUUCCUUCAGAUCCUUACAAGAGAUUUCAUUUAACCGAGCAAUUUACAUCCAGAAAAAUAAAGUUUAUAAGGUAGGAGUAGUUUUUAAUAAAGUUGGCUGGUAUCCCAUGGGGGCUUGCUCUCAAAGAGUACAAUCGGAAUCUGUGUUGUUUAAUUUCUGCGUAGGACCGGCGAGUGACAAUGUACGAGAUGGUUUAAUUAGGUCCAUAGUAUUUGGUUAAUUGCAUAUUGGAUAUAUUUUAAUAUGUGUGUGAGGAGAAUAAUAAAAACUUCUAUUAUUAGGUUUGAACUAUGUUU
Ctenocephalides felis (cat flea) is the source of this 1823-nucleotide messenger RNA. RefSeq lists its product as uncharacterized. NCBI's taxonomy places the organism in Eukaryota, Metazoa, Arthropoda, Insecta, Siphonaptera, Pulicidae. The transcript has 7 exons. Gene Ontology annotation, biological process: neurogenesis. Gene Ontology annotation, molecular function: protein binding. Bases 188 to 1747 code for a protein of 519 amino acids. The record is from RefSeq and is a predicted model, not a curated record. Gene Ontology annotation, cellular component: P-body; cytosol.